This is a messenger RNA of Zea mays, 883 nucleotides long. RefSeq lists its product as uncharacterized. Gene Ontology annotation, cellular component: cytoplasm. The record is from RefSeq and is marked provisional. Lineage: Eukaryota; Viridiplantae; Streptophyta; Magnoliopsida; Poales; Poaceae. Gene Ontology annotation, biological process: glutathione metabolic process. Gene Ontology annotation, molecular function: glutathione transferase activity.
CAGCCACGGCGAGCAAGCGAUGAUGAGCGGCGGCGCGGUGAAGGUGAUCGGCGCCCUGGACAGCCCAUUCAGCCACCGCGCGGAGGCGGCGCUGCGCCUCAAGGGAGUCCCCUACGAGCUUGUCCUGGAGAAGGACCUGCGCGACAAAAGCGAGCUGCUGCUGCGGCACAACCCCGUCCACAAGAAGGUGCCCGUGCUCCUUCACGGCGGCCGCCGCACCGUCUGCGAGUCGCUCGUCAUCGUCGAGUACGUCGACGAGGCAUUCCGCGGCCCGCCGCUCCUCCCCGCCGACCCCUCCGCCCGCGCCGCCGCCCGCUUCUGGGCCCGCUUCAUCGACGACAAGUGCUCGACGCCCUUCUGGCUGGCGAUGUGGACGGAGGGCGAGGCGCAGAGGGGGUUCGUGAAGGAGAUCAAGGAGAACCUGAAGCUGCUGGAGGGGCAGGUGAAGGGCAAGCGGUUCUUCGGCGGCGGCGACGUGGGCUACCUCGACGUCGCCGCCAGCGUGUUCGCGCACUGGCUUCCGGUCUGCGAGGAGGUCGCGGGCGUCAGCCUGGUCACGGCCGAGGAGUACCCGGACCUGUGCCGGUGGGCGAGGGAGUACACCUCCCACGACGCCGUCAAGCGGUGCCUGCCUGGCAGGGAGGAGCUGCUCGCCCGUUUCAGCGCCAGGAAGGACUCGUUUGUGGCCGCGGCGAGGUCAAUGGCAUGGAUAGCAUAAAUUUAAGUAUUGUGACAAGUGGUCAGGACUGCUGUCACGUACCGUCGAGCGCGGGAUAUAUGUAUACUCUCCGGCUCAGGCAAAUGCCAUCUGUCCUGAUGCAUGUGUUUUGUUCCUACUUUAUUUGACUGCUUGUUGAAUAAAAAAAGAUAUCCGGUUGUGUUC